AUGGCAUUUGACAAGAAUGAUGGGCUCCCAUCACUUGGUGUUCGUGUUUCAAACCAAACCCCAAAACAAAAACUACAAAUAUGCUGCCACCGCUACAUCCUCGCAGCCGCCAAGGUUCUUGGCAGAUUCAACCGUGCCCGCGCUGCCAGGUUGACACUCCCGCAUUAUGCGUGUCAAACUCCUUUGUUUAUGCCUGUCGGCACGCAAGGAACAAUAAAGGGAUUGACAAAUAGCCAGCUCGAGGAUAUUGGUUGUCAAAUAAUACUUGGAAAUACGUAUCACUUGGCCCUUCGACCUACUUCUGAGCUUCUUGAUGAAGUUGGUGGUCUACAUAAUUUUAUGAAUUGGCAACGGGGUCUGCUUACAGACUCUGGUGGCUUUCAAAUGGUUUCUCUGUUGCAUCUUGCUGAUAUCACAGAAAAAGGAGUGACAUUUCAGUCACCAGUUGAUGGAAAACCAAUGCUUCUAACACCUGAGGAAUCAAUUCAAAUCCAAAAUAGAAUUGGAGCAGAUAUCAUUAUGGCUCUAGAUGAUGUUGUGAAGACCACCAUUACUGGUCCACGCGUUGAGGAAGCUAUGUAUAGAACACUUAGAUGGAUUGACAGAUGUAUAGCAGCUCACGAGAGACCUCAUGAUCAAAACUUGUUUGGUAUUGUGCAAGGUGGUUUAGAUCCUAUUUUGAGGGAUAUCUGCGUCAAAGGUUUGGUGGAGCGCAAUUUGCCUGGCUAUGCUAUUGGAGGUCUUUCAGGCGGUGAAGAUAAAAAAUCAUUUUGGCGAGUUGUUGCUCAGUGCACUGCUGCUUUGCCAGAGGAUAAACCACGAUAUGUUAUGGGAGUUGGUUAUCCACUUGAUAUAGUUGUUUGUAGUGCUUUGGGUGCUGACAUGUAUGACUGUGUGUACCCUACCCGUACAGCACGCUUUGGCACUGCUCUGAUUCCUCAGGGAGUAUUGAAACUAAAACACAGAGCAAUGGCUGAUGACACCCGUCCAAUUGAUCCUACUUGCCCUUGUAUGGUUUGCAAGAACUAUACCCGGGCUUACAUCCAUUCCCUUGUGACAAAGGAUGCAAUGGGGUCUCAACUUUUGUCGUAUCAUAAUUUAUACUACAUGCUGCAGCUUAGUAGGAAUCUACACUCUUCAAUAGUUGAAGGACGGUUCCCAGAGUUUGUAUGUGACUUUCUACACAAAAUGUUUCCGAAAGGUGAUGUUCCUGAAUGGGUGUGCGAUGCUAUGGAGGUGGCUGGAAUCGACAUUUCUUCCUGCUGUGCUCCAUUUUCAUCGUGCCAACAUGAUUCCAAAAGCAUGCCCGAAGAAGUUAGUUUAGCGAGCCGGCUCUCUGCGAUUUUCAGAAAAAAGAUGCCUCUGGGGCUCAUUUUAGGUAUAGGAAGAGCAUUUCGAAGGAAGCGAACGUCUUCACUUGACAUUUUAUCAUCUAAACGAGCUCCUCGUGGUUAUUACAAGGGCAAGAAUUGCAAGCCUACUGGUUUCCACACCCGCAAAGGUGGGUAUGUAUUGAUGCAAGAAAAAUUGCCAAAUUAUGUAGUUCCUGAUUUGACUGAUUUCAAGCUCAAACCAUAUGUAUCUCAGUGUCCUAUAGAAGUCAAGACUUCUGAAACUUCCCAAACCGGCUAA
Molecule: messenger RNA, 1632 nt
Organism: Sphenostylis stenocarpa
Lineage: Eukaryota; Viridiplantae; Streptophyta; Magnoliopsida; Fabales; Fabaceae
Source: the annotation of a GenBank genome assembly